UACUAGUUCCAUUUAUUAACCAUUUCUCCCUCCCCACUCUAUAUAUAUCAAAUUUCAAGAUCCAUCCCAAAUUCCAAACCUCCUCUCAUAGUCUCAUGCACUAAUCUCUCUCCCUUUUUUUUCCUCUCUCUCACACACACACGCACUGAAAAUGGCAAACGAGCUCGAGAAGAACUCUAUGUACAUAGAAAAUGGCGAAGCAAACAAGAAUUUCGACGACGACGGCCGUCAACGAAGAACAGGAACGGUGGUGACGGCAAGCGCACACAUAAUAACGGCGGUGAUAGGGUCGGGGGUGCUGUCGUUAGCGUGGGCGAUAGCGCAGCUGGGAUGGGUGGCCGGGCCGGCCGUGCUGAUGGCGUUCUCAUUCAUCACCUACUUGACCUCCACCUUCCUCGCCGACUCGUACCGCCACGACGGCCGCCGCAACUACACCUACAUGGACGUCGUCCGUUCUCACUUAGGUGGUUACAAAGUUCAGCUAUGUGGACUGGCUCAGUAUGGGAAUCUUGUUGGGGUCACCAUUGGAUACACAAUUACUGUUUCCAUUAGUAUGGUGGCUGUGAAAAGGUCAAAUUGUUUUCAUAAGGAAGGACAUAAUGCAGAAUGCUCAAUAUCAAACUACCCAUUCAUGGCUAUAUUUGCUGGAAUUCAGCUGAUUUUGAGCCAAAUACCCAAUUUCCAUGAGCUUUCCUGGCUAUCUAUAGUUGCCGCCGUCAUGUCCUUCGCUUACUCCUCCAUCGGCCUCGCCCUCUCCAUUGCCAAGCUUGCAGGUGGUGGAGGGCAUGUGGAGACUAGCCUAACAGGGACGAGAGUAGGAGUGGACACAAGCGGCUCAGAAAAGGUGUGGAAUAGCUUUCAAGCCAUUGGAGACAUUGCUUUUGCCUAUGCUUAUUCAACUGUCCUAAUUGAAAUCCAGGACACGCUGAAAUCUCCACCACCGGAAAAUGUGGUGAUGAAGAAGGCUUCUUUAAUAGGUGUGGCAACCACCACCCUAUUCUACGUCCUCUGCGGCUGCCUCGGCUAUGCCGCCUUCGGAAACAACGCUCCCGGCAACUUCCUUACUGUGUUUGGCUUCUACGAGCCCUUCUGACUUAUCGACUUCGCCAACAUGUGCAUCGCUGUCCAUCUCAUCGGAGCUUAUCAGGUAGCACGAAAAAAACAGGAACCCUAAGAAACUAUAAACUAUCUCGUAUUUUAUCUCAUCAAUUUUUCACCAUAUCAUUCGCGAAACAGGUGUUCGCGCAGCCUUUAUUCGGCUUCGUGGAGAGUCGCUGCAGGCAGAAGUGGCCGGAAAGCAAGAUGCUCACCAAAGAUUACGCGGCCCGUGUUCCUCUGUGCGGAGUUUACGACUUCAAUGUGUUCAGAUUGGUGUGGAGAUCAGUGUAUGUGAUAGUAACAGCAGUGAUUGCAAUGAUCUUCCCCUUCUUCAACCACUUCCUCGGCCUCAUCGGAGCAGCCUCGUUCUACCCUCUGACCGUGUACUUCCCCAUAGAGAUGCACAUUGCGCAGGCCAAAGUGCCCAAGUACUCCAGCAGAUGGGUGUGGCUGAAGAUCCUCAGCUGGGCUUGCCUGAUUGUGUCACUCAUCGCGGCGGCUGGAUCCGUGCGAGGGCUCGCCGACGACGUGAAGACGUACAAGCCUUUCCAGAGUCGAGCUCAUGAAUAGAGCACAUGUAGAGCUAGAUCCUGUUCAAUCUAUGAGUUCAAGAUCCAAACAUUAUUUACCUGCAUUUCAGCAUUUAGUGAUUCUGUAGAGAUCAAUUAUCACCAUAUGAGAACUGUAUGCCCAUUUGAAUGAGAUAAGCUUAGUUUUAAACCAA
Molecule: messenger RNA, 1822 nt
Organism: Salvia splendens (bonfire salvia)
Lineage: Eukaryota; Viridiplantae; Streptophyta; Magnoliopsida; Lamiales; Lamiaceae
Product: amino acid permease 6
Exons: 6
Coding region: 152-1093 (313 amino acids)
Source: RefSeq, a predicted model, not a curated record